GUUUGCGUCGACUUCACCGCGCUUUUCGACCCUAUAAAACAUUAGAAUCUACAGAUUCAGAUUCUGAAAGAGGACGUCAAAAAAGUGAUCUUAUCUUAUCAAGAAGUGUGGCAAGACGCUUGCUUCGAGAGUCUGAACUUUAUCUAUCCACAGUAGAAAAAGAGAAAAAUACGGAAAUUUGGAAUUGCAGUGAUGAUAGUCGAGAUGAUAGUAGAAGCAUACAUAAAGAUAACAAAAUUGUUCAUCGUAUUCAUAAACCUGGUGAUAAACAACAAUCCUAGUGACAAUUCAAGUAAUUUUCAAGAUACGGAUGGAUCCCUGAAAUCUUCGGAGAGUUCUACUUUUUCAAAGUCAAAAAAUAGACAUACUCUAACUCUCAAUCUCAAUAGAAAAGAAAGUAAAAAAAGAAAAGAGAAUUACGGAAACUAUAAAAGAAUACAAAACGUCAUAAGUAGCGACAGCGAGAGUGAGGAAAAUGAAGGGAAUCAUAAUUCUCAUAAAAAAGAAUUUGAGCAUACUGGAAAAUUGCUCGAAAACAAAAAGAAGCGUGAAGAACUUUCAUGUAGAUUUGAAAAUUCAUCGAAUCAUUAUUUUCAACCAGAUGAAUUGAUUAAACACGAUAAGAACAGUAAAAAACAUCUAAACGUAAUGAGUGUAGCAGAUUCUCGCUUAACAUAUUUGAAAGGAAAGAAUGAUGAUCCAUUAAGAGUUUUUAUAGCAAAUUACAUCGAUGCCAGAAUAAAUAAGUUAGAAGAAAAACUUUUAAGCAAGAUAGAAAGUAUCAAAAGAAGUAUAUUGCACGAUAUAGACAAGCACAUGGGAAAAUUGAAUGUGAUAGUAGCCAAUUCAAACAGAAUCGAAUGUGCUGAUAUUCCAUCACUGCGAAAUAUACUCCCAGAUCUUCCUAUAAAAAACUUGGAGGACUUUUUAAAAUUUGAGGAAGAAUUAGCACUAACUAAUCAAGGAAAUAAAGAAAGCCCAGAGGAUACACCAGAUUAUUAUUCAGGGCUGGAAAAGCAAAAUGCAUUACAAGUUGUUAUGCGAGGAUUUGCAAAUAGAUGUGAAGACUACGAAAAAUGUAUAACUGCUUGCAUUUCAGAAAUUAUAAAAAAAGCAGUGCAAGAAAAUUACAGUGGCAAAGGUAGGAAAACCAAAAUUUCUCAGAAAGAAAUCUUCAGUGCCACAUUAACUUACAAAUGUUUAGAAGCGAUACGGAGAUAGAAUAGACAAAAAAAAGAUAUCGCA
Pseudomyrmex gracilis is the source of this 1245-nucleotide messenger RNA. RefSeq lists its product as uncharacterized. The transcript has 7 exons. The coding region runs from base 193 to 1221 and encodes 342 amino acids. NCBI's taxonomy places the organism in Eukaryota, Metazoa, Arthropoda, Insecta, Hymenoptera, Formicidae. The record is from RefSeq and is a predicted model, not a curated record.